This is a messenger RNA of Nymphalis io (European peacock), 5434 nucleotides long. RefSeq lists its product as uncharacterized. NCBI's taxonomy places the organism in Eukaryota, Metazoa, Arthropoda, Insecta, Lepidoptera, Nymphalidae. Bases 303 to 4160 code for a protein of 1285 amino acids. The record is from RefSeq and is a predicted model, not a curated record. The transcript is spliced from 4 exons.
AACGGCAGUAGGCGGCAGGCGGCGCACGCGCCGACCGCGCGCAACAAUUCCCGGAUUCAAAUCCAUUGGCUCAUUUACUAUCUCUAUGCUAUAUAUAACUUACCAGAUAAUUUGCAUUUUCUAUCACAAAAAGUUAUUAUUUUCCUAAGUUUACAAGUGACGUGAAUACCGAUAAACGUUUAGUGUUGUAGCUGGUUAGUGAAUUGUAUAAAUGUGUUCACAAUACAAACACUCCAAAUAUUCAUGACGUUACAGUACAGGAAGUACAUGUAAUAAUUUACCGUUAACGUCGGCUCUACAAGAUGAAUCCUCCGUCAGCGUUAUACGGAGCUAUGAAUAAAGAACGUAAGCCGUUCACAUAUACGCCAGGAGGACUGGAUCUCUCAGAGAUUAAGUCGGAACGGAUGGCUAAGCGAUUAAUGAGAAAUGCUAUGAGCGAAGGAGUUCCUGAAACACCCGCUCAAACUUUAAAAUCUCCUCCGGUCACUCCUGGUACCAUACCGAAUUUCAAUUGCUUGCCGGUGCAGGUUUUUCCUACAUUUCAAUUACCAGCUAAUCCCAAGUCUUUACUGAAAACAAGGAGUAUUUCGGAUGCACCUAAAGAAUCUCCAUCGAGUAAUAAUCCUCCGACGUCUACACUGAGUACUAAUAAGUACAGUAAUGAUUCAUGGAGAGAAAUAAACAAGCCUUCGUCGGAAUUCUCUAAUAACAAUAUAAGUUCUAAUUAUAAACCAGCUGUAAUUGAUAAUUAUAAGAAAACAACUAGUAUUCCAACUACAAUACUACAAAAUUAUGGUAGCUAUAGUAGUACCGAUAUUUUACUGCCUGAAAAAAGUUAUGAUGCUAAAUAUUUUCAAUCUGAACCUCAAGGAACAAUAACGGAUAUUGGAAGAAAAUGGUCUGGUACCGAAGAAAAGACUCAGCAAUACGAGAACUCCCAAGUACAUAAUUCAAAUGUUUUACUAAAAAAUGCUACUGAUAACGAAAUUAAUCCAGUAUCAAGUAUCAGUAUCCAGUUAACAUCUACGCCAUUGCAAGAUGUAGCGACAAAUAAUUACGAACAGAAACAAGUGAAGAUUGUUAAAAAACAAACCAACACGGAAAAUGAAUCGGAUCCAAAUGGAGAUACUGAAGCAGCAGUUUUUAUUAAGCUACCUACUAAAACGUCAGCCGCAAAAACUGAGACUAAGGUUGAAGUUUUAAAGAAAAUUUUGCCUGAUGGUACCAUUGAAGAAAUUAAAAAAACAAUUACGAAAACUACAAAAGACGGUAAAACAGAAAUUUCUACAAAAACAGAGACUCGAACAAUACCUAAGGAGGUCGCUGAUGAUGUAGUCGAAAUUGAAGAAGAAGAGGACGAAAUUGAAGAUGAUGUGGAGGUAAACGAUAAUGAAGAUGACGUCGAAGUGUCAAAAGAAGAUUUUAAAAGUAAAGUCACUGAAUCCAAGGAAAAUGGGGAAGAAACUGUAGAGCAAAGUGAUGAUGAAGUGGUUAGUGAAAAAACAAAGACUGAAGUAAAAGAAAAUAGACAUAUCAUUACAGGUGAAGAAAAAUUAGAAUCGAGCACAACAAAAAAAGUUGUUGUAAUACAAUCGACUGGUGAAGAAUCUGAAGAAGAAAUUGAGGAAGAAGUAGAAGAAGAGGAACAAGAGGAAGAUGGAGAUGUUGAUGUUGAGGAAGUAGUAAUAAUUAAGAAACCAACAAAAACACAACCUGAAGAAAAUGAAAACGAAAAUGUGGAAGAUACUGAAGAAAUAGAAAAUGCUGUAGAAAUUACGAAAGAAAUAGAGUCUGAUGAGCAAGAGAAAGAAAUCGAACAAGAAGAGGAGAUUGAGGACGAAGAGGAAAAAGAAAAUGUUGAAAAAUCUGCUUCUAACAAAGAUGUGGAAAAUGUGUUAAAAGAAACUGAAGCAAGUGAUGAAAACGAGCAAGAAAGUGAGGAAAAAGUACAGAAAACUGAGAUAGAAAAUGUCGUAGAGGAAGAUAACAGCUUAAAAAAAGAAAAUAACGAAGAGGUUGAAGAAAGUUAUGAAGAAACUGAAGAUCUUGAAACGAAAGUUGAAGUCAAUGAAAAGACUCUUGUUACACCUAUAGAAGAAAAAUCUCAAAAUGAUAUUAAUUUUGAGUUAAAAGCUAAGGAAGAAAAUAAAAGCAAUGACAAGGUAGAUAUCUCACGCGAGCCUGUAGCCGAGACAAUAACCACAAAAGAAGAGACUAAAAAACAAGAAAUUGGUGAAGAAUUUCUCCACAAAACAAUUAAUUCUGAACCUAAGGUAUCAUUUAGGGAGCCUUCAAUACCUUUUGAAAAAGUAGAAGAUAUUGAAAUUAAGCCUAUUGGUCCAGCUCAAGAGAUUAUAAAAAAAUCGCAUACCGAAAUUAUAACAAAAACAACAGACCAACCGACUGGAGCUUUAAGUACACAGACUGAAUAUAACAGAAUAGAAAAUGUUGUAACGGUAAACCGUACAACAAAGACUUUAGAUCAUGCCUAUGAGCAACCACAACAAACAAUUCCUACAUUAAAAACUUAUUUUUCACCAAUUAAUGAUAGAGUAUUGACUACUCCACAACCAAUAUCUAAACCAUAUCAGCCUAUAUACACACCAGAUCCACAAACCGAAAGACGUCAUAGCUUACUUCUAGACAGGCUGAGUGUGGAUCGUCAAGUUCCUACUUCAGAUAUAUAUCAAAACAAUUAUCAGAGUAGUCAAAGCUAUGAACAAAAUCAAUGGUCGGAAGAGCCACAAUCCGAAAUUUUAACAGUAAGUAAUGUAAAACCUAGCACAAUAACUAAAAACCAACAGUGGUAUCAACAAACUAUGAAAGAAAACGUCAUAUCAAAUACCGUAUCACCGACUCCUGUUCUUCCCAGCCAAAUUUGGAAUCAACAAAAUCAAGCUCCAUCACACACCCAAAUACCAACGCAACCACAAUAUCAAACAUUUACUCAGCAACAAUACACACCUAAACCAGAGUUCCAAUCGUCUUACGCAGAAAAUAAUGCUCAGAACAUAUAUAAGAGUAAUACAAACAAUGCUCAAUCUAAUAUCUAUCCAAGUUAUACGCCAAAGCCAAGUUGGGUAAGCAGUACGUUUGAUACAAAACCGAUUUCUAAUACUGCAUCUAAUCAAUACUCAUCAUUGAAAAAAGAAUCCACAGAAAGCUAUCAAAAGUCAACACAGCAAUUUAACUCGUCCUAUGUUCCACCUCCUUGGGAACAGGAUUCUAGUUACAUAACUGAGAAUCAAAGUUACUAUCAACCACCACCUACGAUAUCUUAUACUCCUAGCAUAAACCAAACUAAUCAAAGCUGGAAACCAAAGCCGCCACCAGGCAAGUUUUCAAAAGCGACACCUACUGCGUACAUACCGCCAGCUCCAAAUCAGUCUUUCGUUAAGCCAGUGACGGUUGAUGAUACGUCUAAAAUUUCUGGCCGUAAAACGUACUACAGUGAAUAUGAACGGCGUUAUAUAUCUGUACCGGAAUCAACUUACGUACCAAACGAGACUAAGCUCUCAGUUCAGCCUGACCCAUCGCCUCAAUAUUAUUAUGAUAACAAUGAACCAACCGAAUUUGUAGAGCCUCAAUGGCGUAAGGAAUUAAGAGAGUUUACAGAGAAGGCUUCUCAAACGACUACUCAAACUGAAAAUACUUCUAUAAGACCACCGUGGGAAGAUGAUCCUAAGUAUUCUGCAACAAGUGAAUACUCAGCGACAGUGACACCAAGUUGGACGCAAACGUUAAGGCCACGAUCAUGGCGGGAAAGAAGCUAUGAGCCAGAAUAUAUUGGUUCUAAAGAAUGGCCAAAAACAAAUACUCUUGGUCGUGGACGGCCACAAAGUUCGUAUGUUAAAAGUAAUAUAAAUACGAUUCAAGAGAGACCAAGAGGAGUAUCGGUUGAUAGAUACAACCCAAAUAAUUACCAGUCUCCAUUACCGUCGGAACAUCCACCCGUUCAGAGCCACACGUUAAAUCCGACUAUUCAUCCAAAAACUUACCAUAACCCAACAGUGCCUGCAUACCACAGUCGUGCUUCUGCAGAACCAAGAGAGCAAACAACGGCAUAUCCAAAACAACGGAUGAGAGUAGAUACGAGAGCGCCUCCCGUCCAGUCAAGAUCGUUCAAAUACCUCCAAUGGAUAACCGGUACCGAAGAUUAAGUAACUUAUUCGUUAUUAUAAAAAUACUGUAAUUAUUAUUUUUAAUAUUUGCUAAGUGUAUCAUCUAUCGAAUCAUUAAAAUAUCGAAAGCGAAAUAUUGUUUCUAAAUUAAGAGCAUAAAUAAUGUUUUAUAUUAAGAUUUUUAUUAAUUAUUUAAUCGUUAACGACAUUAUAAACGUUGUUUAGUUAAACAAUGAUUUAUCUCUUUCUGUUAUCAAUGAUUUGACAUUUGAAAGAAGAAGACACAAUUGUUUAACUUAUUCAUAAUAAGCUACUGAAAUUAUGUUAAACAAAUUUGCAAAAAAUUAGUUCAAAUUUGUUGAACUAUUAAGGUUCAUAUAUUCAUAUAUUUUUAUCAAUUUUAACCAUAAUCAUCAUCUUAUUAAAAAAGGCAUUGUUUAUAUAAUAUUUAUAACACACAAUAUCGUCUUAGUUAAAAAUCUCUCUAGUCUUAGUUUUAGGAGAAUUUAUCAAAUUGAUAUAAUUAAUAAAAGCUGUUUCUUUCUGUUUUUAUACUCAUAGUUUAUUUAACUUUGAAAGAAUAGUUUUAUAAACUUGGCUUAACCAAAUAAGUUCCAAAUAGGUAGAAAUGGGUUGUAUUUAUUGAACCAUGUGUAAGCAACCAAACGGUUUAAUUUGCCAGCAAAUUUUUAUUUUUAACGCAUAAACUUUGAGCCGUUGAAUCCUAAAUUUACUAAAAUAUAUUCAUGUCUGAAUGGGUUUGUAUUUUUUUGCCAAUUGUGAAGCAGUCUUUAAGUCAUACUAAUUUUGUAACCCGUCUGGGUAGCUACCACACACUGAUAUUCUACCGUCAAAUAACAAUAUUUAGUAUUGUUGUUUUCCGGUUUGAAGGAGGUGGGCCAGUGAAACUACAGGCACAAGGGACAUGACAUCUUAGUUCACAAGGUUGGUGGCAUUGGCGAUGUAAGAAAUCGAAAAUUAAUAUUUCUUACAGUUUCGAUGUCUAUGGGCGGUGGUAAUCAUUUACCAUCAGGUGGUCCACUUGCCCUUCCGCCUAACUAUUUUAUAAAAAAUAACGUGUUUAUACGUACGGUGUUACUCUACAUUUUUUUGUAAUUAAAAAAAUGUUUUAUGUUCUCCCUGGUACAUUACUGAUUGCUUAUUUACUUUAAUUAUAUUUAAUUUAAUUAACAUACCAAAUAAAUUGUGCCAUAUUUAUUUUUUAAACAGUUGCAUGAAUCACGUUGUAAUAAGUUAUCGUUUUAUUUAAUUGUGUAUUAUUGUUGAGUUUUAUUAAUAAAAUAUUAAAUGAU